This is a messenger RNA of Papaver somniferum (opium poppy), 2434 nucleotides long. RefSeq names its product SURP and G-patch domain-containing protein 1-like protein. Gene Ontology annotation, cellular component: nucleoplasm. The transcript is spliced from 8 exons. Gene Ontology annotation, biological process: RNA processing. The coding region runs from base 847 to 2172 and encodes 441 amino acids. The record is from RefSeq and is a predicted model, not a curated record. Gene Ontology annotation, molecular function: RNA binding. Lineage: Eukaryota; Viridiplantae; Streptophyta; Magnoliopsida; Ranunculales; Papaveraceae.
CAAAUAAACUCUCAAAGUGUUCGGUGUGCUGUUUCACAUCAUAUCAUCUAUCGUCUUUGUCACGAACUUGUGAAUCUCCAGUAAUAAUCGAUAAGGGCUUUUGAAGAUCUCUGAGAUUUCAGUUUUUCUUUCUACGAUCAAGGUAUAGAUUAGUACAUGAUCUCCUAUACAUGUUUAGAUUUAUAUUCUUCUUUUAAGAAGUUUUUUUGGAAUUUGUGUUCUGUUGUUAUCUCUAGGAUUAGGGCAAAUUGGAUUUAAAAGAUUUUUGGGUUUUCACUCUAUUUAUGAAUCUGAUUUUGAUCAGUUUGUAUCAAAUAUUUGUUGGAUCCUCAAUUUAAAGAAUUUUCAAUGAAAACUGUUACUGCUUCUGUAUACUUUUUCAUGGUCAAAUAUUUUUUCUUUCGAUAUCUUUAGUUUCCUGUAGAACUUGAUAAAUAUCAAGGAUAAUUAAAGAACUCAAAAUUAAGGUAAUUUUUCUGUGCGUAUGUUUGAAGAUUGUAUGUUUUAGGCAAUGGAUGGUUUUGAUUCAUGUUGCAUGCAAGAAAAAGGGUCUUUCGUUUUAGUAUUGGCUUCUGGAUGAAGUUUGGGUGGUUCUGUAAAGGUUGAAUCAGGUCUCAAGUGGAAGUUCCAUUUUUUAUUUUUGUAUUUUGAUGAUAGACGUUGUUUAUGUUAUUAUAGUCAUAUGAAGUUGCUCUUUUUUCUGAUAAGAAAACUAAGCAAUGCAGCUAGUCCCGAUUCCAAAGAUUGGCGAGUGAAGUUACGUAUCAAAGCCGUCGGUUAUUUGAAAGGAUCACUAGUAACAUAGUGGAUUUUGAAUAAAGGGGUGAAGGCUAUUUUUUUCUAGCCAUGGAGAAACGAGUUGAUUCCAAACUUUUUGUUAAUGAUGGUUCAUUUAUGGAAAGAUUUAAGCAGCUGCAACAAGGUCAGAAAGUGAAGGGAGCUGCAGCAGAGGAGUCCCAAUCAGGGAUGAGUUCAUCUGGUUCGAAACACAAUGUUGAAACUAAUAAGGCGGCUUUGGAUUUGAAAGCAGACAACAAACGAAAGCUGAACCCUGGUUCUUCAAGUGGUAAGCUAGCAUUCAGCUUGAAGCAGAAAUCAAAACUUGUUGCUGCUCCAAUUAAAUUAGGUGCAGACGAGGAUGAAGAAGAGGGGGAUAGAGGAAAUGAUGUACAUGAUAAUUCAAAACGGCAGAAGUUGGAACCCGUGGUUACAGCGGAUAGAUCAUUAGAGAAAGGGGAUGUUGCACCAUCUCCCCCAAGCGAUCCUGAAGUGAAGAACGUUGCAGACAAAUUAGCAAGUUUUGUGGCUAAGAAUGGAAGAGAGUUUGAACAUGUUACAAGGCAAAGAAAUCCUGGUGAAACACCUUUUAAGUUUCUGUUUGAUACUAGCUGUGCGGAUUACAAAUACUAUGAGUAUCAGCUUAUUGAAGAGGAAAAAGCUCUUGCCAAGAGUAGGGAUGGUCAAGUUUCACACAGUGCCAGUACAAUUUCUUCAGUUGCUAGAACAUCGACUGGCGGUCAGAGGAUUCCUCUUCAACAACACUCUGAUUAUCAAAUCCCAGCCUCAGCUCUCUACGAGGCUAGUGAGGAAAGUAGAUCUUCUUCUUCAAAUCAAGCAUCAUCUGUAGGAAGAACCCUAUCCUAUGGUGGAUCUAGUGCAUCUUCAGCUGCAGAUCCUGUUGCGAUGAUGGAAUUCUACAUGAAGAAGGCUGCACAGGAGGAGAGGCGGAGGCAGCCUAGACAGUCAAAAGAUGAAAUGCCUCCUCCUGCUUCUCUCCAAGGUCCAGCUCCAGGCAAAAAGGGCCAUCACAUGGGUGAUUACAUACCUCAAGAAGAAUUGGAGAAGUUCAUGGCAAGCUGCAAUGAUGCUGCUGCGCAAAAAGCUGCAAAAGAAGCUGCUGAGAGGUCUAAAAUCCAAGCCGACAAUGUUGGGCACAAGCUUUUGUCCAAAAUGGGUUGGAAAGAAGGUGAGGGUCUGGGGAGCUCCAAGAGUGGUCGUGCAGAUCCCGUCUCUGCUGGAAAUGUGAAAUUGAACAACUUGGGUGUUGGAGCUGUAAAACCUGAUGAGGUUAAACCCGAAGAUGACAUUUAUGAACAGUAUAAGAAGAGGAUGAUGCUUGGUUACCGCCACAGACCUAAUCCUCUGAACAAUCCAAGAAAGCAGUAUUACUGAAGGUUCUGUUCCAUUGGGAUUUUGGGGGAUGUUUUGUAACAUUGUUUUUCAGAAUACUAUAAAAAUAGAAGACUCUCUAUCCUUGUAAGUUAAAAAGGUUGGCUGAUGAAAAGUAUAAUUUCUUCUAUUCAUUCUGGUCUGUAUUGUGGAAAAACUGAUUGAUUCAUUCCUUAGUCAUAUACUACUAGCUGAAAGAAUGAUAGUCGAACACUUUUAUGUGAAGUUCUCUGUAAUGGUAAAUGUAAGUUAAAUAUUUGCAUCU